UCCCCCCAUUAAACCACCACCUCCACCUCCGCCUCCGCCUCCUCCUCCUCCCACGCCCCGCUUCAUCUAACCCCCUCCCCUGAAUCCGCUUCGUACGCCUGCCUGCGGCCUCGUCGUGCCACCCACCAAACCAUACACACGCACACACGCACACGCGCUCGGGCUGCCAUUUUUUCCUGUGGAUGGAGUAACCGCUGUUCCUUCCUUCUCCGGGCGCGGCGAUUUCGGGAGCGUUGGGCACGGCUCCGCGGGGUCGCAUUUUGGCGGAGGGAGCCGGCCUCCGGCGGCAUUUCCCCUCGACUCCUCCGGCAUUCGGCCGUGUUGGCCGGCGGCGGCAGGGUUGGUUUGGUUGUGGACCGGUGAGCAGGAGGCCACUGCAGCAGCGGUAGCGGGCUCCUUUUCGCGGGGCCCCUUUUCGCCGCCGCCGCGGCAGCUGGUGGUGGUGCUGGUGCGGUGGGGAUGCGCCUUGCCUUUUUGCCGCCCCCGUCCCCGUGUGGCGUGAUUCCGAAGGGUCGUGGGCGUGGGCGCGGCCGCGUUGGCUUGUGCUAGAUUAGCACCGCAUCUUCUGGGCGAAGGAACGGAGGGAGGUCGGCUGGGGGCCAAGCCCCAAAAGGAAGGUUCCGCGCAAUGCCCACCAUCCGGGCUCCGGCUUCCAGGCAGACGGCCACGCUGCAGGUGGCCGUCAAGUGCAGGCCACUGACCGACAACGAGCGCCGGCGCUCGCGGCACAUCAUACAAGUCAUUGAUGACAAGAAUGUGGCUGUGUUGGACCCUGAUAUCUCCAAGGGCUACCUGGACCUCAUCCAGAACCGGACCAAGGAGAAAAGAUACAGCUUCGAUCACGUGUACGCGCCUGGAUGCUCCAACACGGACGUUUAUAAGAAUAUUUCUCCCACAGUUUUGGGUGUAGUGCAAGGCCUUAAUGUGACAGUCUUUGCCUAUGGAUCUACUGGAAGUGGCAAAACAUAUACAAUGGUUGGAAGCCGGAAUGAUCCUGGUCUUAUGGUUCUUAGCUUCCGCACAAUCUUUGAUCAAAUAAAAAAAGAUGAUAGUUCAGAUACAUUUGAAGUCUCAUGUUCAUAUCUGGAAGUAUACAAUGAGGUUAUCUAUGAUUUGCUUGAGAAAUCGUCGGGUCACCUGGAGCUUCGUGAGGAUCCCGAGCAUGGCAUAAUAGUCGCUGGUUUAAGAAGAAUUAAGGUCCAUUCAGCAGAUAAGAUCCUUGAACUCUUGAACAUAGGCAACAGCAGACGCAAGACAGAGAGCACGGAAGCAAACGCAACUUCUUCGCGUUCACACGCUGUACUGGAAAUUACUGUAAGACGCAAGCAGAAAGGAAAAUAUGGUAGUCAAGUUCUUCGUGGAAAGCUUGCCUUGGUUGAUCUUGCGGGCAGUGAGAGGGCUACUGAAACGAACAAUUUUGGCCAAAAGCUUAGAGAUGGAGCCAACAUUAAUCGGUCACUUCUAGCGUUAGCGAAUUGUAUCAAUGCCCUCGGCAAGCAAAAUAAGAAAGGUCUAGCAUAUGUUCCAUAUCGCAACAGCAAAUUAACUCGAAUUCUGAAGGAUGGUCUCUCUGGUAAUUCUCGAACUGUUAUGAUUGCCACAAUAUCACCAGCUGAUGAUCAGUAUCAUCACACUACCAAUACACUCAAGUAUGCGGAUCGUGCUAAGGAGAUAAAAACACAUGUUCAUAAAAAUAUUGGAACGAUCGACAAUCAUGUUGAAGACUACCAGAGGAUGAUAGAGAAUCUCCAGGGUGAGGUAUCCCAGUUGAAAAAGGAAUUAGCUGACAAGGAGCAUCAGUUGAGCGUAAAACCUACUGAAAAGGCUGCAGAUAAUGAGCUAUCUUGGCUAAAUGUCUUGAGCCAGGAAACUGGUGAGAAUGUUCAGGAACGUAUAAAUCUACAGAAAGCACUGUUUGAACUUGAAGAAACUAACAAGCGUAACCGGAUGGAGCUCCAACAUCUUGACGGUGCAAUUGCAAGACCACAGGUGAACGAGAAGGAUUAUACAGUUUUGCAAGCAUUAACAUCAAGGAGACAAGUUAUUCUUGACAACAUCCGUGACAAUGAUGAAGCUGGUGCUGGCUACAGAAAGGAUAUUGAAUUGAAUGAGAGCCGUAGGCGUCAGCUCCAAGAUAUGAUCGAGGAGGCUACCAGUAACAAUGGGAACAGGACUUACCUGCAGAUUCUCAGCCAAUACAGGCUUCUUGGAAUGAAUAAUGCUGAGCUUCAAAUUGAGAUGGCUAUGCGGGACCAAGUAAUACAUAACCAGAGGGAAUCUCUAAGGAGCCUAUGGAACAUUCUCUAUGGAACAGGGCUAAACCAGAAGCAGAUUCUGAAGUUGGCUGCUAAGCAAGGUUUAACUGUAGAAGGCUGUCCUUUGCCUAGCUCGAGCCCUGAUGUUGCUACGCCCCAUGGAAGGCUGCCACCAUUCAUGUCGUUUCCUAGUCCACAGUCACAGUCUUCUUCUUCUCCAUCUAGUUGCUUUUUCCAACAAGGUUUCAGCACCAUGUCUGUUCUCAAAAAUCAACAUGAGACGCCUACCAUCUGUAGGCAGGAACAUCUCAGCUCUUACUACAUGAUGUCUGGCUGCUCGCCUUAUGCUGGUGAUGGAAAACAAUGGGCAAGUGGAGUCUCAACGCCAUACCAUUCUACCCCAGAAACGAAAAGCGAGCGAUCGCCCUGCAGCGGCGAGCUUCGCACCCCAUAUUCUGGAAUUGAAGGUUUCAGCAGGCAAAGGAAGGAUUCGUGCUCUAGAGAAAGGUAGAGGAAGCACAUCAAAAUUCAACAAGACACACGAGUCAUGACUCACACAAGCAGCUGACAUGGCUAUAAUACCAGCCUGAUGCCUGCAAUCUGAUAUGAUCCUCCUGUGUGCACAUCAUCUGCCGACACCGGCCGGCCGAGUUCCUGGAUCUGAUAAGAGAUGUUACUGGUAGUUUAGGCCAAGCUGUUGCCAUGCUCAUGGUCAUUUUGGUGCCUCUAGAUUUCUGACAUGGCGCACUCCACUCCUGUACAGUAGUUGUUAGUCUCCUGUAGUCAGCCCUGCUGCACCCUGUCUCCUGUUAGUCUGUUCCCUUGUAUAGUGUAUGCAUCUGUUGGGGCUGAAUCUGCCUUUUGGGCCAAGAAUCCUGUAAAUUUGCUGCGACUCUUAACCCUUGAUCAAGCAAGUGAAGCCCAGCUCCGAA
This is a messenger RNA of Aegilops tauschii subsp. strangulata, 3187 nucleotides long. Its product is annotated as kinesin-like protein KIN-8B. Gene Ontology annotation, biological process: microtubule-based movement. Gene Ontology annotation, molecular function: ATP binding; microtubule motor activity; microtubule binding. The record is from RefSeq and is a predicted model, not a curated record. Lineage: Eukaryota; Viridiplantae; Streptophyta; Magnoliopsida; Poales; Poaceae.